AUGCUGUCCGGGAUAUUGGUCUUCAAUCAGAAAGGGGAGAAUCUUAUAUUCCGUGCCUUCCGAAAUGAUUGCCGGCCGCGCCUCGCAGACGUAUUUCGAAUCCAGGUCAUAUCGAAUGCCCAAGUGCGGUCACCAAUCCUUACAUUAGGCAGCACAACCUUCAGUCAUGUCAAACACGAAAACAUAUAUCUGGUCGCGAUCACCAAAAGCAAUGCGAACGCUGCACUGGUCUUCGAGUUCUUGUACAGGUUGAUUGCGCUUGGCAAGGGAUAUUUUGGAAAGUUCGACGAGGAGGCGGUUAAGAACAACUUUGUGCUGGUCUACGAGCUCUUGGAUGAAAUCUUAGACUUUGGAUACCCGCAGAACACCGAAACGGAUACUCUCAAGAUGUACAUCACCACCGAGGGCGUCAAGUCCGAGCGGACAAUGGAAGACUCGGCCAAAAUCACGAUGCAAGCAACCGGCGCGCUCUCCUGGCGCAAAGCAGAUGUAAAAUACCGCAAGAACGAAGCUUUCGUCGACGUGAUCGAAGACGUGAACCUCCUCGUGUCUGCCACCGGUACCGUACUUCGCGCAGACGUGAACGGCCAGAUUGUCAUGCGCGCAUACCUCACAGGGACCCCUGAAUGCAAGUUUGGGCUCAACGACAGAUUGCUGCUUGAUGGCGAUAGUCUUUCGUCUCUCGAGUCGGGCAAUAGGCAGGGCUCGAAGGCGACGAAGGCAGCGGCGGGCAGUGUGACGCUGGAGGACUGCCAGUUCCACCAAUGUGUCAAGCUGGGUAAAUUCGAUACGGACAGGAUUAUCUCGUUUAUUCCUCCAGAUGGUGAAUUCGAAUUGAUGCGGUACCGCGCGACGGAGAAUGUUAAUUUGCCGUUCAAGAUCCAUGCCAUUGUCAACGAGGUCGGGAAGACGAAGGUGGAAUACAGUAUUGCAAUCCGCGCGAACUACGGCAGCAAACUCUUCGCUACCAAUGUUGUGGUACGGGUGCCCACCCCGUUGAAUACAGCAAAGAUCACGGAGAGGUGUACGCAAGGCAAAGCGAAGUACGAGCCAAGUGAAAACAAUAUUGUGUGGAAGAUCCCGAGAUUUACAGGACAGAACGAGUUUGUGUUGAGUGCAGAGGCGUCCUUGACGCAUAUGACGAACCAAAAGACGUGGUCGAGGCCGCCGCUGAGCUUAAACUUUAGUCUGUUGAUGUUCACGAGUUCUGGAUUGCUGGUUAGGUAUUUGAAGGUGUUUGAGAAGAGCAAUUACUCUUCUGUGAAGUGGGUGCGGUAUAUGACUAGAGCUGGGUCAUACGAGAUACGGUGA
Messenger RNA from Drepanopeziza brunnea f. sp. 'multigermtubi' MB_m1, 1311 nucleotides. RefSeq lists its product as uncharacterized. Gene Ontology annotation, cellular component: cytoplasmic vesicle; AP-2 adaptor complex. NCBI's taxonomy places the organism in Eukaryota, Fungi, Ascomycota, Leotiomycetes, Helotiales, Drepanopezizaceae. Gene Ontology annotation, biological process: intracellular protein transport; clathrin-dependent endocytosis. The record is from RefSeq and is a predicted model, not a curated record. Gene Ontology annotation, molecular function: clathrin-cargo adaptor activity.